AUGACUGCGCCCACAAUUUUCCGUGUAGAAAAGCAAAUAACAUUUGACAAUAAAGCACACAGUGGAAGGAUAAAAAGUAACUUAGAUAAUGAUGUUGGAAUCCAAGAAUGCAGAGACUGGCAUGUGUCUGGAUCUGUUCAAAAAAAUACCCAUUACAUGAUGAUUUUUGAUGCUGCUGUUAUUUUGGUCUGCUUAUCUUCUAGAACUCUGUGCAUUCGCUCUGUGGUUAAAGGGAUUUUACUUCAAAGGGAAUAUGUAAACUUUGUCCAGCAUCGUUUUACAAGGACUGUGUCCUCUGCUGACCGCAUGGAAUUUGUCAAUGGCUGGUACAUUAUGAUAAUCAUCAGUGAUGUUUUGACAGUUAUUGUCUUAAUCUUGAAGAUGGAGAUCCAAGCAAAGAGUCUCACCAGUUAUGAUGUCUGCAGUAUCCUCUUGGGAACAUCCACCUUAUUAGUGUGGCUUGGAGUUAUUCGCUACUUGGGAUUUUUUAAGAAAUACAAUCUGCUGAUCCUGACACUUAGGGCAGCCUUACCUAAUGUGAUGCGAUUCUGCUGUUGUGCAGCAAUGAUCUACCUGGGCUACUGCUUUUGUGGCUGGAUUGUGUUAGGCCCUUACCAUGUAAAGUUUAGGUCCCUGAACAUGGUUUCAGAGUGUCUUUUCUCCCUUAUGAAUGGAGACGAUAUGUUUACCACAUUUUCAAACAUGCAGCAGAAGAGCUACUUGGUUUGGCUGUUUAGUCGCAUUUAUUUGUAUUCCUUUAUAAGUCUCUUCAUAUACGUGGUUCUAAGUCUCUUCAUUGUACUCAUAACUGAUACAUAUGAUACAAUCAAGAAUUACCAAAUCGGUGGCUUUCCAGAAUCUGAACUUCACACAUUUGUAUCUGAGUGCAAAGAUUUGCCAACCUCUGGUCGAUCUAGGGAAGAAAACAAGGCCUCCUGUUUCUCUAUGCCGUGUAAAAAACAGAAACACUUCAUCAAUGACAUUUGGAAAUCUGCAAGAAGAAACAACAUUUAA
Molecule: messenger RNA, 1014 nt
Organism: Xenopus laevis (African clawed frog)
Lineage: Eukaryota; Metazoa; Chordata; Amphibia; Anura; Pipidae
Product: mucolipin-3-like
Exons: 10
Coding region: 1-1014 (337 amino acids)
Source: RefSeq, a predicted model, not a curated record